AUGAACCAGACACUUUCUCUGACAAAACCCAGCUUUUGUUUCUCUCAUCUCUCUCCUCUGGCCAGCCUGCAGACACCCACUUUGUUGGAAGGGGCACAGCUUAACACCUCCAGGGUUGCGCAGGAUAAGCAGCAAAGAGAUGACUUUUAUGUCAAUCUUGGCGUUGCUGUACGCACUCUUCGUGAAGACAUCCCUUUAAUUUUCGCGGAAGACCUUAAUUAUGACAUUUAUAGGGAUGAUAUAACAUUUACGGAUCCCUUGAACACAUUCACUGGCAUUGAGAAUUACAAAUUGAUCUUCUGGGCAUUGAGAUUUCAUGGCAAGAUUCUGUUCCGUGACAUUUCACUUGAGGUUUAUAGGAUUUGGCAGCCUUCAGAGAAUGUGAUAUUGAUAAGGUGGAACAUGAAGGGUGUUCCUCGGGUUCCAUGGGAAGCACAGGGUCAGUUUCAGGGCACCUCGCGAUAUAAACUAGAUCGAAAAGGAAAAAUAUAUGAACACAAAGUCGAUAACUUGGCAUUUAAUUUCCCGCAGAAGCUCAAACCAGCUGCAUCAGUGUUAGAUUUAGUGGCAGCAUGCCCUCCUAGUCCUAACCUGACGUUUUUGUGGGGUCCUGCGGAUGUGUACUCGUCUUCAUGGGUGGAGUUUUAUCGAGCAGUGAGGGGGACUUUGUAUCGAGAUUGUUUCUUGCUUCCGCAAGAUGGUUUGGUUAGCUAA
Messenger RNA from Prunus armeniaca (apricot), 714 nucleotides. The record is from the annotation of a GenBank genome assembly. Lineage: Eukaryota; Viridiplantae; Streptophyta; Magnoliopsida; Rosales; Rosaceae.